Molecule: messenger RNA, 2678 nt
Organism: Plutella xylostella (diamondback moth)
Lineage: Eukaryota; Metazoa; Arthropoda; Insecta; Lepidoptera; Plutellidae
Product: IDLSRF-like peptide
Molecular function (GO): protein binding
Source: RefSeq, a predicted model, not a curated record
ACCGUCGAAGCUCAGUCGGCGCCCAACCACAGUCCGCGACGGUCGCAACCCUUUAUGCGGAAAAUUCAGUAUAAUAAUUUGUUUCUUAACUGAAAAUAGAAGUGACCGAUUUCCUCCAGCCGGCUGUUACACGCUGCACUCAAGUUAUUAGCCAUGGCGGUGUGUCGCAUGGCGUACAGCGUGGCGGCGCUGGCGGCGCUGUGCUGCGCGCUGUCGCACACGGUGCGAGCGCUCGACCUCAACCGCCUGUACGGACACCACUCUAAACGAUCCGAAUACUGUCACCCGUACGAGCCGUUCAAGUGCCCGGUGGACGGCAACUGCAUCUCCAUCCAGUACCUGUGCGACGGCGCCCCGGACUGCAUCGACGGCUACGAUGAAGACUCCAAGCUUUGCACUGCGGCGAAGAGACCCCCAGUGGAGGAGACGGCGUCAUUCCUGCAGUCGCUGCUGGCGUCCCACGGGCCAAACUACCUGGAGAAGCUGUUCGGCAGCAAGGCGCGGGACGCCCUCGAACCUCUGGGAGGGGUCGAGAAGGUCGCUAUAGCUCUCUCUGAAUCACAAACGAUCGAGGAUUUCGGCGCGGCAUUACAUCUGAUGAGGUCGGAUCUGGAGCACCUGCGUUCCGUCUUCAUGGCGGUGGAGAAUGGCGACCUGGGAAUGCUGAAGUCUCUCGGAAUCAAAGACUCGGAGCUCGGCGACGUCAAGUUUUUCCUGGAGAAGCUGGUGAACACCGGCUUCCUCGAUUGAAUAGCCCCGGAGUCCGCCUCUGAAUACUACCAGGUCGUCCAAAUAGCCCCCCUUAGCCCCGCCUUCUAUAGUUACCUCCCAUAUGACGCUCCGAGAUACAGAAAGUGAUCAUGUAAUCUGUACCCUCCAUGUUAUGUCCCCCUAGUACUUUAGAUUUGUUUAUUGUUGUUGCGAAUGGCUGGUAUUUAAGUAAUUUAUUUUGUUCCCUUUUGGAAGAAGCGACUCGUUCGUUGUUAAUAUUGCAUUUUCUACAACCGGCCACGUAGACUCAAUUUUAAUCAGAACGACUCUCUUCUGAAACUAAAGGCUACUUUAGUAAAAUCCUAGGAUAUUUAGAUAUUAUAUAUAUUUUUAUAUAUAUAAAUUGUUGCUUAAUUAGGUUUAAAACCUAUUGGUGAAUUAAUUUAUUAGCGUUAUAUGCCCCUAAUAACUUGCUCAGAGGUUAAAUCUCGCGUCUACAUCGGAUAAGGCAUAAUAAAGUUGUGUGUAGUAUCUUGUGAAGAGUAUAUAUCUAAAUAAGCAACAGUCAGGUGGUAAAUGCCGACUCCGAUGACCUCUGAUAGCGACUUAAGCCUAUAAAAUGUUAUGGUUGCGUGAAUGAGUGGAUUUUGAGUGUUGCCUUUUAUACCCGUGGCAAGAAAUAUUGUUUUGUACCUCUCCUAAAACGAGUCAGAGGCGACUCCUGCGUACGUCCAUUCCAAGCGAGAUAUAAAGCUACAAGUUGGUCUUCGUUGAAUGUUUUAGAUUUAAAAAUAUAUGAACCGUUGAAAGAAUGCAUGCGCUUUAUAUCUGGCUGAUGGUGUUGUCCAGAGUAGGACCAUGGAUACAUAUCAUUAUAUAACUAGCGAAGUAGGCAUAGACAUACAUACAUAUCAUAGAUUAUUAACUAUUAUUAUUAUAUAAUCCGUAGUAGAUAAAGUACAAUAUUUUAAUAUGAUCGAUAUUGUAGCAUUUGAUGAGUAAAACCUAAGAGUCUUUUGUAGUGAUAUUAAAUGUUCUUUCACAUAUCAUAUUAAAGGAAGUGUUUAAAACAUAAGGUGCUGUGCACAAACCGAAACAUAUCAAAAUUAUGUGAUUAUUAUUAGAUUAUAUGAUAUAACACGUUAUAUACUUAGAAGUAGAAACGUUUUAAUAAUAAAUAUAUUCUUGAAACUUCUCAAACUGUUUAAAAAUGGUGACAAAAGUUUGCCUGCGCAGUUACAUGUGAUUUGUAUUUUGAUCGUUUUGUGUCUAUUUGUGAACUUGAUAACUUUUGUCAAAUGCGGGCUAGAUAGACAACGAAUUACUAUUUAAUGUGGUGUUUUAAUCUUAAACGGGAUAAACCGAGGUAGGUACAUCAUAACUGAAGCGUUAAGUAAAGCGAGUGACGGCACAGAGAACAAGCGGAGCGUGAAAAUGGCUACAUUAAUUAAACAAUAAUAUAAAUUGAAAGCUCGUUAAGAGCCUGUAUUUGUCAGAAGUUGCCGCAAUCCGCGUAGGUUUCCUUCACAUCCAUCCUUAAGCAAACACACGUAGGUAUGUAUUUGACAUUGUUGCUCUCUAAAAGUGGAUAAAAUUGAGAUAGGCACUUGUUUACUCGAAACUACUGUAAAACUAAAAUGGAAAAUCUUCUAAACGUAUAAAACAAGCGCUCUCCGGUUUAAACUCUAGUCGUGACAUCCUAUUAUUAUGUGUCUAUUUAAAUCUUUGACAUUCUUAUCAAAGUAGGUAUCUAAUACUUUAGAAUAAGGUUUUUUAAAAGAAUACAUAUCAGUGUUAUUAUAGUGUAAUGUUUAUUAAGUUGAUCCUUGCGUCAGAUUUAUUAGUCGUAAGUAAAAUAAGAUCUCUACUGGAAGUCGAUUUCUGAUAGUUAUUUGAGAAUGUGUUUUACUGUGUACCUAAAUGGCUUAUCGUUCGUAAAGACAAUCAAUAAAUGAUUCAUCUUGAAA